Sceloporus undulatus (fence lizard) is the source of this 3653-nucleotide messenger RNA. RefSeq names its product COPI coat complex subunit epsilon (gene COPE). The record is from RefSeq and is a predicted model, not a curated record. Gene Ontology annotation, cellular component: COPI vesicle coat. Gene Ontology annotation, molecular function: structural molecule activity; protein binding. Lineage: Eukaryota; Metazoa; Chordata; Lepidosauria; Squamata; Phrynosomatidae. Gene Ontology annotation, biological process: retrograde vesicle-mediated transport, Golgi to endoplasmic reticulum; intra-Golgi vesicle-mediated transport; endoplasmic reticulum to Golgi vesicle-mediated transport.
UCUGUGCUUUGCGUCGUAGGCGUGGCUUCUGAGGAGGGAGACGUGUCAAGGUCGGCGUGAUGGCGGGCGGCGGCAGUGGCGGCCAAGGCGAGGCGGACGAGCUCUUCGACGUCAGGAACAGCUUCUACAUCGGGGCUUCGCAGGCCGCCAUUAACGAGGCGCAGCGCGUGAAGCCAUCCAGCCCGGGAAAAAGAAGGAGAGAGGGACUUUUCCUGUACCGGGCCUACAUUGCCAGGUAAGGCGAAAGUUUGUCUAUGGUGGAUUUAGGUCCGAGCUCAUGUCCAGAACUUCAGGCUGUGCGGAUGUUUUUGCAGAAUAACCCCUCUCCAACGCGAGAGGAUGCGAUUGUGGCGGAGUUGGAUAGAAGUGGCCAAAGUGUGGAGCCCCAUACACUUUCCUGGCUGAUGGCGGCCUUCUGUCUAUGCCAUGACCAGAACCCUGAUGCUCUUGCUGCCUUGCACCAGGGGGAAAGCCCGAGAUGCAUGGCAAUGACCAUCCAGAUCCGGCUGAAACUAGAUCGUCGGGAUUGGGCCCGGAAGGAGCUGAAAAAGAUGCAGGAACAAGAUGAAGAUGCCACCCUCACCCAGCUGGCAACUGCAUGGGUAAACCUCGCGAUGGGCGGUGAGAAACUGCAGGACGCAUACUACAUCUUCCAGGAGAUGUCCGAGAAGUGGUCACCCACCCUCCUGCUGUUGAACGGACAGGCCACCUGCUAUAUGGCCCAGGGAAAGUGGGAUGAUGCCGAAGGUGUGCUCCAAGAGGCCCUGGACAAGGACAGCAGCCAUCCUGAGACCUUGAUCAACUUUGUUGUUCUCUCACAGCACCUGGGGAAACCUCCAGAGGUUACCAACCGCUACUUGUCACAACUAAAAGAUGCCCACAGAAACCACCCCUUCAUAAAGGAAUACCAGGCCAAGGAGAAUGACUUUGACCGCCUGGCAUUGCAAUACACUCCCUGUGCCUGAGUCUCCUGGGACAGAUGUCAAACCCAACUGGCAACAUCUUGCAAAGUGGAAUUUAUACUUGUGGUGUAUAGAUGGGGCUCUUCACUGUGGACUAUCAGAAUUGGUUUCCUUGUGCUUGUUGGCAGCAAACAGUGUGGAAUUCAAGUUUCUACCUGUAAUGUCUCCAGUACAUAGUUUGAGCUUCUAUUAAUUAAAAAACCCCAGCCCAACAGAGAAACCUCCAGAUGCUAUACUUUCAAAUAUUUCUAAUAAAGCCUCCAUUAGGUUUACUUCCAUGACUGUUUUAAUCGCAAGCGUCCUAUCUGCCUUAUAUCAGGCUAUCUGUCCCAUAUUGUCUGUUCUGACCUGCUGUAGGAGAGAAAGGGUCAUUCCUAUUUCCUGCCACUUGAUUCCUCUUCAACUUUCAGUGCUGGGGAGUGAAACAGAAAUUUUCUGCCAGCAAAGCACAUUUUUCUAUUUCUAUUUAUAUACUUCCUUUCCCCCCAGUUUUGGAUUUAAUUUGGUUAAUGACAUGGUUAAAAAUUCAUAGUAUGCAAAAGUUAAAAAGCAUUUAAAUUCUCAAAAUGAGUCUAGCCGGUUGAAACAAGAAACACAACAAAUAAAAAUCCAGCCCAUUAUACAAGGCCCACCUCCCCUAAAACAAAAAUAAAUUCUCAAAGGCUUGCCAGAAUGAAACAGUCUUUAUCUGGGUCUGGAAAGGGAUAGCAAGAACUCCCUUUUUGAGGAGGGAGUUCCAGAGCCUGGGGGCAGCCAAGAAGGGAGAGUUCAGGUCUGAUUUGCUCUGGGUCCCAUUUCCCCAUUGAUUUCAAUGGUGCAUGCAUGCUGCUGUUGAAUACCAUGGGACUUGAGGUCCCACAUUUCUUGCCUCCAUAGGGUGAUCCAGAACGGAACCACUGCAGAUGAGAAGGGCCCACUGUAUUGCUAUAUUUUUAAUACUCCAGAAUCUUGUCUAGUUCAUUCCAAAUCUUGUUUCUUUAUUUCUUGACUGCAGUCUCCGUUCUGAUGGAUGAUUGAACCCAAGUAUGGAAAAUCUUGAGCUGUUUCAAAUUUCUACAUUUUCUAUUUUAAAAUUAUGUAGAUCAUCUCUAUGGUUUUGGUCUUCUUAAAUGUACAACUGUAAACCUGUCUUUCGGCCUGGACUUUCUUCAAUCAUCUUUCCAAAUCUUUCGAUACUUUCUAUAAGUGGUAUGGUAUCAUCUGCAUAUUUGAGAUUGUUGGUGUUCCUCCAAUUUUCAUGCCACCUUCCAAGUCUAACCCUGUUUUGCAUAUGUUUUUGGCAAACAGCAGCUAUGGUGAUAGAAUACAACCUUGCCUGACCCUCUAGCCAAAUGGAAACCAUAUGGCAAGAUACAGUCCUUUAAAUAAACUGGACCCGAGGCAGGUAGGACUUUAUAAGUCAUAACUUCCACCACAUUUCUCCUUCACUGCAUUAAUUUAAAAUAUAUUUCUUAUUUUUUUUAGGAAACAUUGCUCUUGACUCUCAGAUUUAUUUGUUUUCUAGGUUCCAGGGAGUGAGGUUCCUCUUAGUUCUUUUCUGAAUCCCUGUAAAUGGAAGGCUUACAUUUUAAAGCGAGGACCAUAUAUACCUCUGGUUUUUCUUUCAGUAUCUAGGUGCAUCAAACUUGUGCAGUGAUAUUUAACAGCUGGAGGUGUUUGCCCUUCAGAGUCUUCCUAUGAUUUUAUCAGCUUAUAUCAGGGGUAGGAAUCCUGCAACACCAUCACAUUCCUCAGUGGUAUUUUUGCUGUCCUUCCCCUUCAUUGAAACCUCUAGGAGUGGUAAUUCACCUUUUAAACCACUUGAACAUGCACACACCCUUAUUUUAAAGAGCAAAAAGUCCUUUUAACCAAAACCAGUUUUGUGUUUUAUUGGUUUGAGAGGAAGAGAGACUUUGGAGCUGAGAGUGGGUGCCCUGGCUGAGAAAUUGGUCCCUGGGGUUUUCCCACUCCUCCUUUUACAGGGCAAGCCUUGGAUUUGGCUGACAGAUCCUGGGAUACUGUCUUUCCUAAGCCCCGGUUAGGAAACAUCGCCUGUCAGCAACUCCCUUUCUCAAAGCCAAACAGGCAAGCGUUGUCAUGAUCUGUUGUGGUUAAUUGCCAUCAAGUCCUCUUAGAUUUAGGGUGAAACUCUGGAUGAGAGAUCGCCGACAGUCCUGCUCAGAACUUACAAACUCAGAGCAACAACUGUCGCUUCCUUGAAUGAAGCAACCCAUCCAUAAUAUAAUCUUCUUUUACUACUGUCUUCCUCUUUAUCAAGCAAGGUCUUUCCAGUCAGUCGCAUUGUCUAAAGUAUGAUAUCCUCAGUUUAGUCAUAUUGGAAGAGCUUGAGCUUGAUUUGUUCUUGGAUUCAGACCCAUUUAUUUGUCUUUUUGGCAGUCCAGCACCACCUUUCAAAUGAGUUGUUUUUCUUCCUGUUAGCUUUCUUCACUGUCCAGCUUUCAAUAUCCGCAUAUAGAAACUGGAAAGCCUACAGCAUGCACAAUCCAGACCUUAGUAUUCAGUUAUUAAUUUUUGUACUUGAGGAUCUUCUGCUUCCUUCAGAACUGCUCUACAAGUCUUAAGUCUUCAGCUGAUGUCUUGACUUAAAGUAUCCAUUUUGAUUAAUGUUUAAGUCAAAAAAAUGAAAUGUUUAACAAUGUCAGUGGCCUCAUCACCUACUUUAACGUUAUAAAUAUAAAGAUAUAAAUCUUC